AUGAGAAGAGGACGAAGAGGCGGAGCGUGACGCAGAUCGAGUCUUGGAAAACCACACGCAGCAGCGUUCAAGAUUUAGUUGUUUCGUUUCCCACCUGCUGAGCUGACCGAUCAGGCAGACAAACAUCGAUAAAGACUUUCACCGUGUGUCCAGCUCAACGAUCCGCUGAUCAUCAUCAUCAUGGCUCUGGAUGGAUGUGGCUUGCUCUGCAAAUAUAUCCUCAUCAUUUUCAACAUCAUCUUCGCGGUGGUGGGGUUUGCCUUCCUUGGACUUGGCUUGUGGUUGAGGUUCAGCGACAACACAAGAGCGAUCUUCCAUGUGGAGGAAUUAAGCUCCAGCGCAUUUGUUAUGGGUGUGACUGUGCUGAUCGCUCUCGGGGCAGUGAUGCUGUUUGUGGUGAUGUUUGGAGACUACGGUGCCUGCAACGAGAAGAGAUGCGCUCUGCAAGUGUUCUCCGCCCUUCUGGCCAUGCUGGCUACACUGGUAGUUGUUGUUGGAGUGCUUGCCAACAUUAAAAGCCAUGAGGUUGGACUCAAGUUUGCCGAGUUCUAUGCUAGCUUGUAUACUCUCUAUGUGGCCAAUCAAGACCCAGGAAUUGCUGUCACACUCACCUUCAUCCACAACACUCUUCACUGCUGUGGAGUGACUGGCAUCUCCAUAAUAGAGCUCGUUAAGCAGACCUGCCCCAAACCAGAUGGGUUUUUUGAAUACAUCAAGAUGGAUAGCUGUUCUGGCGUCAUUGCAGAUGUCUUUAUCGGUAAAGCACCAAUGAUGAUGGGCAUCUUCGUUGGAACUGGAGUGCUCCUGUUCAUUGCUCUGAUUUGCAGCAUUACCCUCAGCAGAAAGAUUGUUUCUGCCUCAACACCUCAGUACAUUAUCCUGACUCAGACCACUUCUACUCAGGCUAACUUUCAGCCAGUUCAGCAUGAAGUAGUCACCAGCACACAUGCUGACCAGGAGCCUGUCUUUUUCACUCCUCUCAGCGCAGCCAACAUCCCUGUGGCUUAUGCUUAGUGCACUCUUCAUUCUCACUGCGCUUUUCUCGCCAUUUUGAUUUUACUCCACAUUGCUUUAGUGUGAAUUACACAUACUCCAUCUGCUGCUCUCAGCAUUGUCUCAAAUUUUUAUCAUUAGCAGUUAUAGGAGAAAUCCAACCUAACACACACACGACUUAGCUUACAGUUGACAGGUUUGACAGCAGAUCACAGCAUUUAGCAAAUGAGUUUUCACAUUUUUAAAAUCACCAAAGUUGCUUCAUCUGCAGAAGGAUUGACAUUUGCUGGCAAAACGGUAUAAGAAACCCUCUGGCGCUCUGAAUAUUCCCUCCACCACUAGUCAACUCUUCAAUCUUUACUUUAGUGCCUUUAAACACACACGGCCAGUACAUCAAUACGGUUGGAUUUGUCCUGUUUGUUUCGACCUCACACUUUCUCAAACAUUUCUGUAGCUGCGUGCUGAUUGCUGUGGCUGGAAGUUCUAGCCUCCUUCACACUCUUUCACCUGUUGCUGGUUCAAUUCUCGGGAUGAUGUAGUGGGUUGGUCAUUGCAUAGCUCUUUAUCCCAUCCCUGCUCUUUACUUGCCCUCCUCCUUUGUCUGCACAACAGAUGACUGCCAUGAUCUGCGCCAUAGUUCUCCUGAACCAGCUCAAGAAUGCCCAUCGGGAGAGGACAGUGUACUAUUCAAAUGUGUACUAAGAGGCGGAUUAGGGUUUUACACCCUUAACCACCUCCUGUCAAAGGCCACUGCUUUACAUACAAGCAGCACAUCAGUGUUUACAUAUUUUCCUUUAGCUAUGAUUACAUUACUUCAGAACCAUAUUUUGAUUAAAAGGCUUUUUUUUAAAGACAUUUAGCUUAAUAAAUCCUGUAACAUGUUGUGCACUAACCUCACUGGCCUCUAGAUUAUUGUGGACAAACCCAGCCAUGAGAACACAUUAACAAAUUCAGCUGGUAAAACAUGAAUUUUUUUUUUUUUUUUUUUAAACAUUUUUUCUCCUGAAAAGUUACACUGUUUAUUUAUGAAUGAGUAUUAGGGCCACGUUAAAGGGGGAAGAGAAACAACGUGGCCAUGAGCAUACAGACACUGAAGGUGCAGAAAGAUGCAUCUGGUUAAAAUAAAAUGGCUUGAGAUUGACAGAUGCAAGGACAUUUAUGGUCACACUUAUGCAGUACAGAUGUUGAAUGAUCAUCUUUGUUAUAGUAGAGGUCCAAUUACAGCAAGGUGUAGCAUGUUGGGUGUCAUCGCUCUAAUGUGAGCUUCAAUUUCACAUUACCUUUAGUGGCUGUAUACUAGAGUAUUGUUAAGAUUUUUAGAUUUCUGGUAGAGGUUGCAGAGGGCCAAAGAGCAGGUCAAAAAACAAGAACAGCAAAAAAGACAGCCAGGUACCCGAGAGAGGUUCAGUUUUAGGUCAAACUGUUUAAACAUUCCAGACUCAA
Haplochromis burtoni (Burton's mouthbrooder) is the source of this 2436-nucleotide messenger RNA. RefSeq lists its product as uncharacterized. The transcript is spliced from 9 exons. The record is from RefSeq and is a predicted model, not a curated record. Bases 181 to 1014 code for a protein of 277 amino acids. Lineage: Eukaryota; Metazoa; Chordata; Actinopteri; Cichliformes; Cichlidae. Gene Ontology annotation, cellular component: membrane.